Physella acuta is the source of this 679-nucleotide messenger RNA. RefSeq lists its product as uncharacterized. The record is from RefSeq and is a predicted model, not a curated record. Gene Ontology annotation, cellular component: membrane. Lineage: Eukaryota; Metazoa; Mollusca; Gastropoda; Physidae.
AUGACCCUAACGCCAUUCUCACCCGUCAGGUGUUGGUACUUCCGCGUUUCGCUAAAACAUUGAAAAUGGGAAUUCAGGCACCUGAUAAACGGUUUCUUAUUCUGGCAAUAGCUGUUGGUGUUGCAUAUAUUGCCACCAUUUUUGUUGUCAUAGGGCUGUGCACCAACUACUGGAUUGAAAUCAGGAACCGUAACCUAUACAGAGAAGAUGUUGUGGCACAUUUUGGACUACAACGAGUAUGUUGGACUAGCAGUGACCGUUGCACAAAUUCCGGCAACGAUUAUGAUAGGACAAACACCACUCCUGCAGCCCAAGGAAUUUUGAUAACUGGAGGAUUUAUUGCUGUUUUUGGUAGUUUGAUGGCUCUUGCCAAUCUCCUGCUUGACAGACUUGGGCGCUCAAGGGGUCUUUUUUCUGCAGUUACUGCUGCCGUUAUUGUGCUGUCUGGUCUCUUUUUACUGGUUGGUAUCAUCAUAUUUGGAGUGAAAGUGGAGGUGCGAGUAGAACUACUCAAUGUUGGUCAUGUGCAGUAUAAAGGGUAUUCAUACGGGCUGGUUACUACAGCUUCUAUUUUGAUGUUAAUUUCUGCUGGACUAAGCGCAUGGUCUGGCUGCUCUGAAGCUUCACCAAAAUUUAAACAAUGAACACACACUUUAUACAAACUUUUUUUGUACAUUUU